This is a messenger RNA of Sporothrix schenckii 1099-18, 615 nucleotides long. Its product is annotated as GAF domain-containing protein. Lineage: Eukaryota; Fungi; Ascomycota; Sordariomycetes; Ophiostomatales; Ophiostomataceae. The coding region runs from base 1 to 615 and encodes 204 amino acids. Gene Ontology annotation, molecular function: L-methionine (R)-S-oxide reductase activity; protein binding. The record is from RefSeq and is a predicted model, not a curated record. Gene Ontology annotation, cellular component: cytosol. The transcript is spliced from 2 exons.
AUGGUGGUACGGAUCAGCACCCAGCAUCCCAAGACCGUUGUAUCAGUAUCUUUACUAACCGAACAGCACCACGCCGACGCGUCCAACUUCGACGACGGCCUCAGCAAAGAGGAGGCCUAUGAGCAGGUCUUGCUUCAGGCCGAGGGCCUGUUUGACGGCCAACGCAACUGGAGACACAGCAAUUUGGCCAAUACUGCGUCGCUGCUAUGGCAUGCAUUCAAGUCUUUAGGUGAGCCCAGUAACCAGGUCAACUGGUCAGGCUUCUACCUGAUCGAUACCGCACGCAAGGAACGGGACGAGCUGAUUCUGGGCCCCUUCCACGGCAAGGUCGCCUGCCAGACCAUCGCUCUGGGUCGCGGUGUUUGCGGCACCUCGGCCGCCGAGAAGAAGACCGUGCUGGUUAAAGACGUCGAGGCAUUUCCCGGCCAUAUCGCUUGCGACAGCGAAAGCCGCAGUGAGAUUGUGGUGCCGAUUGUCGUGGGCAGCAGCGAGUCACGAAAAUUGGUGGGCAUCAUCGAUAUUGACUGUGCCGUGCUCAACGGUUUCGACGAGGUCGACCAAGCCUACCUCGAGAAGCUCGCAGCACUACUCGCAAAUAGCUGCGACUGGCCAUAA